CUAGAACGAAUAAAGAUGCAUCAUGAAGCUGCAUUGCGAGAGGCCUCAUGUCUGUCCUAUCUGCCUUUCAGAGAGCCUUGUUACCGUAUGAAGCCUAUAUAACUACCAAGAGUUGCUCGAUAUCAGAAUCAAGCACAAACAACUAUUCAAGCAUCGCUCUAUUCAAGCAUCGCUCUCUUCAGCUGUUGAAAAAGAACCCAUAUUCAUUCGCUUUUAGGGUUGCCUUUUUCAAAAAUUAUUAUUAUUUAGAAAGAAAAAAAAAAGAGACCCCAUGUCCAUCCGAUCGCUUGCACAGCUCCAACGACGGCAGCUCGGCCGCUUAUCUCCCUUCUCAAUCUUUCGCUUCUUCAGGGCUCAACAGAACCAACCACAACCAAUCAAGCCCGUUCAGAUACCAUCCGCGACAAAUGCCUCUCUCGUCCACAGCACUCGCAACCCCAAAAAGUGCACGUGCGGAUGGUAUCACUUUUACGGCAAAUGCGGUCACCUGUACCAGCGAUACGCAGGUACCUGCGGCAGAACGACGACAACCUCUGGCAGAAGCGGUUUCUGCACGACGCCCGCGCCGAAGAAUGUUGUCUACGGAUAUUACGUUAAUGAGAAGUGUACGAAUGCAAAAUGUACGGUUUGCCGCCGACGAGGCCAUUAGGUUGGGGUUUGAAUAGAAUGGCAUCGACGGGGAGAUGGGUUCAAUGUCACUUCCGCAGGCAUAAGGCUGGGCAUAGCAUUCUUUACGUGUAUUUUAUAUACCAUAGCUUAGUAGAUAUAAACUACUGAUUCUGUUUCUGUUCUCUAUAGCUAUUAUAUAUUUCAUUUCAUUUCCAUCCGA
Molecule: messenger RNA, 829 nt
Organism: Trichoderma asperellum CBS 433.97
Lineage: Eukaryota; Fungi; Ascomycota; Sordariomycetes; Hypocreales; Hypocreaceae
Source: RefSeq, a predicted model, not a curated record